UUUCGUUUCUUAGCCUGCUCCCUAUGCUCGGGAUGAAACGCAACAAAACCGGGGAUUCAUAUCGGACGCGUUCAGUAAGCUGCAGAACCCUCAGUCUGCUUUGAAGAGCUUUAACUAAAUUUAAAGACCGGUUACUCUCCAAAAUGUACGAGACGGAGAAGGAAAACCUGAAGCGGUUUAAGGACUACAUUGUAGAAAUACUCCGUCCUUCUUACAUCAAAACGUUUUUGUCCACGUACCUGGGAACAGAGAUCGAAGAGAGAAUCCUCGCAGAAGAGAACACCUCCGUCACAUGCGCUGCUGAAAUGCUUCUUCAAAAUAUACUAAACCUGGAGGCAGUAGGCUGGUUUCAAGCCUUUUUGGAUGAACUGCUAGCCAAAGAAUACACAGGACUGUGUGAGGCUAUUCAGGAGUGGGAUUUUAAAAAGCUUGAAGAAAUGAGAGAUCACAAGGCUCUUCUGCACCAUGUUGAAGCGUCCUUCACCAAACAUAUAAAGCCGACAGAGGUUGUUAGUUGCAUGCCUAAAUGCUUUUCCCCCCGGGAAUGUGAAGAAAUAAAAGCAAUCACUGAACAAAAAGGACAAAUUGCUGGUGCAGAAAAACUGACAGAAUGUUUGAAAAGGUCGGACAAAACCAACUGGUUCAAACUCCUGAAGUUGGCGCUGGAGGAGCGCAAUUUUACCAAUGCCCUGCAAUUACUGGACCCAGAUACAGAAAACAGUGGUAAAGAAGUGGAAGACGUGGAGGCAAAUGGUGACACUGCGACGGUCCGGUUCGAGUACAGGGAAGACUCUGGUGCUGAUGAUCUGGUGGGAGAUCUCAAUCAGAUGGGGCUGACUGAGAACCAGGACAAAGUAACAGGUGGCAGUGCUUUUCUGGAACCUUCCAAACCCCCUGGCGAACGGAAACUCCGGGCCUAUCAGAGAGAGCUGGCAGUGCCUGCCUUCGAAGGAAAAAACACCAUUAUCUGCGCUCCCACAGGCAGUGGAAAGACCAUUGUUGCGCUUGCUAUAUCUGAACACCACCUGAAGUCUAAAGCUGACCAGAAGCCCAAGAUUGUUUUCAUGGCUACUAAAGUGGAUGUGUAUGAACAACAGUACAAACUGUUCAAGGAACACUUCAAUAGAACAGAUCAAGACGUGAGGAUUACAGGUCUCUGUGGAGACAUGGGCGAGCAGAUCUCCUUGGAUAUCAUUGCAGAAACCAAUGACAUCAUCAUUCUGACGCCCCAGAUCCUGGUGAACGCCCUGAACAGGAAGGACCUGCCUUCGCUCUCAGUCUUUUCUCUCUUGAUUUUUGACGAGUGCCACAAUGCCACUAGAAAGCAUCCUUACAACGUUCUCAUGGCCAGUUACCUGGACAGCAAACUCAGUCGUAGGAAAGAGUCAUUGCCUCAGAUCGUGGGGCUGACGGCUUCUGUGGGGGUCGGGACUUUCAAGUACCAGCAGGAAGCAGAGAAUAAUAUCUGCCAGCUGUGUGCGAACCUGGAUGCCAGCAUUAUCUCUACUGUCAGUGACAACAAGGAGGAGCUCUUGUCCUUUGUAUACGUACCUGAAAAAGAUUUCUUUGAGGUGGAGAAAAGAUCUGGCGAUCCAUUCAUUGCCAUCAUACAUAACAUCAUGUCCAGAAUUGAAGUGCUGGCCAAGAAGGAAUACGACAUCGAGUCCCUGUCCCACAUCGAGAACCGCGACCACGGCACGCAGAAGUACGAGCAGUGGAUCGUUGACGUGCAGAAGCGGUGCAAGGUCCUGCAGCUGGAGGACAAGGAGAAGGAGAGUCGGGUGUGCAGGGCGCUGUUCAAUUACACCGAGCACCUGAGGAAAUACAACGAUGCGCUCAUUAUCAACGAGGAUGCCCGGACCAAGGAUGCCCUGGAUUACCUGAAGGCCUUUUUUGAUCAAGUGAGACAGGCUGGUUUUGAUGAAACCGAGCAAAAAUUGACUGCGUGUUUUGACACUGAGUACCCACACCUCCUCCAGCUGUCCCAGCAGGGGCAACAGAACCCCAAACUCGAGCAGCUGAAGUACAUUCUGGACGAGGAGUACAGGAACGACGAGCAGACCCGCACCGUGCUGUUCGUCCGGACGAGGGCGCUGGCCGACGCAAUGAAAAACUGGAUUGAGGAAACGGACACACUAAAGUUCCUGAAGCCGGGAGUGCUGAUCGGCAGAGCUCGCAAGUCUAACCAGACAAAUUCAGGAAUGACUCUGAAUUCCAAGAAAGGGGUGUUGGAAUCCUUUAAAUCCUCAGAUCAGAGUAAGAUACUGAUCGCCACCUCUGUGGCGGAUGAAGGCAUUGACAUUCCGCAGUGCAAUCUUGUGCUGAUGUACGAGUACGUUGGCAAUGUGGUAAAGAUGAUCCAAGUAAGAGGACGUGGACGGGCAAAGGGGAGCAAGUGUUUCCUUAUCUCUGACAGAAAGGAGCGUAUUGAAAAAGAGAAACUGAACAUACUUCGUGAAAAAAUAGUGGAGAAAGCUAUUGCUAAUUUGCGGCAAUCCAAGGAAUCUAUGCAAGCUAAGAUUGACACCUUCCAAAGAGAAGACAAGAGAAUACGCGAUCAUGCCAACUCAAUGCCAGAGAGACCCAGGACUAAUGGCAACUUUAAGCUUCUCUGCGCGAAAUGCAAGAAAUUUGCUUGUUUCUCAGACGACCUGAGGGUGGGACAUGAGGGGUCGCACCACAUUGUUGUGGAGAGAAGCAUCUUCAACCGCUGUGAGAGGAGUCCCCACCCGAACCCCCGACGUUUCGGGCAAUUAGAGAAAAAGAUGAAGAUGUUUUGCAAACACUGUAAAAAUGACUGGGGGAUCGUUGCCACGUACAUGAACAUAGAAGACAUGCCCGUGAUCAAAAUUGAGAGCUUUGUUGCCCAGAACUGCGUGACCAAUUUACAGCACUAUUUCAGAAAGUGGAAAGAUGUCACAUUUGCUAUUAGACGGUUUGACAUAGCGGAUAUAAAGCCCUUUUAAACCCAGCUGCUAAUCCCUGAGAAUUCCCCCAUAUGAUUCUGUCUCCUCCUUGUGUGGGGACAUGUGAUCAGUAUUGUUCUCUUAGUCCGAAAUUAUAUAUUUUUCUUCAACUUCCUGCUCAUUUUAGAGAGGGUACCUGUAGAACACCCAUUCAAGUCCCUGUCAUAGCCGCAGUGAAUGGUAAUGAUGAUGCGUUUCAUCUUAAUACCCGGAACGCACUGAUACAGUAUCUUUAAAAAGUUGAAUGGCUAAGAAUGAUUAUUUUCAUGUGCAUAUAUAGUACUUGGCGAUGAUGAUGACGGUGAUGGGAUUAUGUGUUUUAUGUUUGGAUUUUUAAACAGCUUUUUUGACAUACCAUGUCACAACUUCAUCUGUGACAUCGUGACCUUUGCACUGAGUACACCUUGUGAGUCUGUUGAUUGGCAUGUGUGUAUGAAUACUUGUAUAGUACUCAGGGAUACUCAUGAAUGUAAUGAUUCUAAAUAUACUGCAUGGUGUUUAGGUGAUUGAUAUGUACAUCCUGGGUAGCACUCCACAGUCCGUACUAAAUCAAACGUAGCCAGACUUCAUUAUAUAAAGACAUUUUUUUAUUUUAUUUUUUUAACCUUUAUUUACCCAGGGUAGGUUCACUGAGCACGGAUGCUCUUUUGCAGCAACGCCCUGCUUCACACUCGUCGCUUUGGAUAAAAGCGUCUGCCAAAUGAAUGUAAUGUAAUGUAAUGUCAUACACAUUCACACCUGGGAGCUGCCCAGUACAGCCACAAUCCUCUAUUGUUGGCCACUGAGCAGCUCCACUGGAGGGAGCUCCACAUUAAUAUAUAUGAGACAAAGGUGUGGUGUACUUUGUCAUUCUACAUUUUAUUGAGCUCUUACUGGGAUGGACAUUGUAUGCACUGAUGUUUGUAUUUCAGUCUCUCAGAAUGGGACCUGCUGUCCUUGUAUUUAUAAUUCAAUUUCUCAAUAGUUUUUUAGUAGAUUCACAUGAGAUUUUUCAUUUCUUCUGUCUCUUCAAAAUCAUACAUCUGUUAUUCUGUGUCUCGAACAGGAUAAAGCAUUGUAACGAGAUGUCUAUAAAGAGCAUAAAGAUGAUUUCAUACUAAAUGUGAUAUUAUAACAGUUAUGUUAAGAUCCAAUUAAGAUAUACAGUUUCAUGGUCUGUUGUUUUUGAGAAAGUUAUUUGAGGGGUCAAGAAACCUUUUGGCAUGUUAUUUCAUGGGUGUUCACUUCAUAGAUGACGGGGCUCUUUUUCUAUCUCUUUUUCCGAUAACCUGUAUGACAUGGUGCCACCUAAUCUGUUGUCUCUGCAUCUGUGGCAGCAAGUGUCUGUGGUUGCACACAACAUAGUAGGAAGUAGGGCUUAGUUUCUCAGAAAUGCUGCUUCAAAUGCAAAUACUAAUUCUAAAUGAAGCUUCUUUCUUUAACAAUUUAGUGGCUGGAGCAUUCCAGAAGCUUCGGAAUUAUUAUUCUUUUUUAGGGGCUGAUUUAGAGAAACUGGUUAACACUUCAACACCGAAUUUUCAGGGUAUACUAAAUAGAAUUUGAAUCAGUGGGCCUGUAGGGGGCAGUAUUCCCUUCACAGACAGCACAAAGCCAAUAACCUUGCUAGGAUACCUAAUCACUGCCGUAGAAAAAAAAAAAAAAUCAUCUUUGAAUGAGACGCAAAAUUGACCCACUGUUAUAAAACAUUUGUAAAAAAUAAAAUAAAAUAAAAAAACA
This is a messenger RNA of Anguilla anguilla (European eel), 4682 nucleotides long. It is a transcript of the gene rigi, whose product is annotated as DEAD (Asp-Glu-Ala-Asp) box polypeptide 58. The record is from RefSeq and is a predicted model, not a curated record. Gene Ontology annotation, cellular component: cytoplasm. Gene Ontology annotation, molecular function: double-stranded RNA binding; zinc ion binding; ATP binding. Lineage: Eukaryota; Metazoa; Chordata; Actinopteri; Anguilliformes; Anguillidae. Bases 144 to 2966 code for a protein of 940 amino acids. The transcript is spliced from 18 exons.